Messenger RNA from Monoraphidium neglectum, 402 nucleotides. RefSeq lists its product as hypothetical. The record is from RefSeq and is a predicted model, not a curated record. The coding region runs from base 1 to 402 and encodes 133 amino acids. Gene Ontology annotation, biological process: triglyceride biosynthetic process. Gene Ontology annotation, molecular function: diacylglycerol O-acyltransferase activity. The transcript is spliced from 3 exons. Gene Ontology annotation, cellular component: endoplasmic reticulum membrane. NCBI's taxonomy places the organism in Eukaryota, Viridiplantae, Chlorophyta, Chlorophyceae, Sphaeropleales, Selenastraceae.
AUGGUGAUCGGGGGUGGGGGUGAGGGGAAGCGCAAGGGCUUCAUCCGACUGGCCAUGCAGGCCGGUGCUGACGUCAUCCCCGUCUUCGCGUUCGGCCAGUCACAGACCUACAAGUGGCUGCGGCCGGGGCCGCCCUUCGUGUCGGACGCCUUUGUGAAAGCGCUCUCGCGGCGGAUAGGCAUGGCGCCGCUCCUGCUGCUGGGCCGCUGGGGCACGCCGAUCCCGCACCCCGCGCGGCUGACGGUCGCGGUCGGCGCCCCCAUGAGCCUGCCGCGCCACGACUCGCCGCCGGAGGAGCUCGUGCAGCAGCACCUGGAUCGCUACAUAGCCGAGCUGUCGGCGCUUUUCGAACGGCACAAGGCGGCCGCAGGCUACAAAGACCUAGAGUUGCGAAUCCUGUGA